Molecule: messenger RNA, 5104 nt
Organism: Xenopus tropicalis (tropical clawed frog)
Lineage: Eukaryota; Metazoa; Chordata; Amphibia; Anura; Pipidae
Gene: ptprc
Product: protein tyrosine phosphatase, receptor type C
Exons: 25
Coding region: 1-3018 (1005 amino acids)
Cellular component (GO): plasma membrane
Molecular function (GO): hydrolase activity; protein tyrosine phosphatase activity; protein tyrosine/serine/threonine phosphatase activity
Source: RefSeq, a predicted model, not a curated record
AUGGCAGUGUACAGCAAUUUUACUUUAGAUCUUGAUGUCACUGAAAACAGUAUUCAAUUUGAAUGGGACAAAACGGAACUACUGGAUGCCUGUCGCAUAAACGAAAGUUAUAUUUGUACAGAUCAAAAUAAUCAUACUAAAGAUUUUUUGAGAGAUUCAAGGAAAGUGAUAGGCUUGGAACCUUACACAAACUACAGCUGCACAGUGAAACUGAUUUAUAAUAAUAAUACGGAAAUAUAUAAUGACAGUAAAGUCAUAAAGACAAAGGCUGGAAAACCAGGGGAGGUCAAGAACCUUAAAUGUUUUCAUAAUACUAGUACAUCAAUCACUAUUACAUGGGAAGAACCAGAGAGUCCUAAUGGUCCAUUGCCUGGCUAUAUUGUAAGAAAUGACAGCACUGAAAACGUCUUCAUUACAGAUACAGAUCGUCUGAGUUAUAAUUUUACAGAACUGGACUCAUACAAAGAAUAUACUUUGUUCGUUAAGGCAGUCAAUAACAAGACAGACAAAUAUUUACAUGGAAAAGAAAUAGAAAUAAAAUGUCGUACUGAUGUUGGAAAACCUGAGUCAAUUGAACAAAGCCCCACUGUAAAACUAACGUCAAAUAAUGCUAUUGAGAUUGACUGCCAAUACCCUAAAAAAAUGAAUGGGCCAAAAAAAGAAAUGCAUCUUAACUAUUCUGGGGAAUAUAAAACAUCAUUCGGAAAAAUUCAGAAACAUCCGAAUUGCCACUUUCGAAUUGAAGAUCUGAAUUAUUUGACUAAUUAUACAUUUAAGCUUACUCCAUUCAAUGGAAAAGAAUUUGGCCUUUCAACAGAAGUUAGUAUAAAAACUAAAUAUAACGAUAAGGCUCUCAUUGGUUUCCUGGUCUUCUUCAUUAUUAUUACGACAUUAGCCUUGCUCCUGGUUCUUUUUAAAAUUUACAAGCUACAGAGAGGUUCAUCAAGCCAGUGUGAGAUCUUGCCACUUGUUAACCAAGAUGAUGAGAAGCAGCUGCUCAAUAUUGACCCCAUCCCUGUGGAAGUGCUGUUGGAAACAUAUAAAAAAAAGAAUGCAGAUGAAGGACGCUUGUUUCUUGAUGAAUUUCAGAGCAUCCCCCGUGUGUUUAGCAAAUUCAGCAUUAAAGAAGCCAGAAAAUCCUCCAACCAAUCUAAGAAUCGAUAUAUUGAUAUUUUGCCAUACGAUGAUAAUCGGGUGGUUCUGUCUGGGAUACAGGGAGAGCCGGGAUCAGAUUACAUCAAUGCCAGUUAUGUUAAUGGAUUUAAAGAACCCAGGAAAUACAUUGCUGCACAAGGUCCCAAGGAUGAAACAGUAUAUGAUUUCUGGAGAAUGGUUUGGGAGCAAAAGUCAACAAUAAUUGUGAUGGUGACACGCUGUGAAGAGGGGAACCGGAACAAAUGUGCUCAGUACUGGCCAUCACUGGAGGAUGAAUCUGCAACUUACAAUGAGAUUGUUCUGAAAAUCACAGAGGAGAAAAUCUUUCCUGACUACAUUACACGGAAGUUGCACAUCAACAACGAGAAGGAGAGAUCUGAGAGAGAUGUGACUCACAUCCAGUUCACCGUCUGGCCAGAUCACGGGGUUCCCGAUGACCCCAAUCUGCUCCUCAAGCUACGUCGAAGGGUUAACGCACUGAACAAUUUCUUUAGUGGCCCAAUCAUUGUUCAUUGCAGUGCUGGUGUAGGACGUACAGGAACAUACGUCAGCAUUGAUGCCAUGCUUGAAGGCCUUGAAGCUGAGGGUAGGGUGGAUGUGUACGGCUAUGUUGUGCAGCUGAGACGUCAGCGUUGCCUGAUGGUUCAAGUAGAGUCUCAAUACAUCUUCAUACACAAAUGCCUGGUAGAAUACAGUCAGUUUGGGGAGACAGAAGUCAGCAUUCCUGAACUACCUCACUCACUGAACAACCUAAAAUCCCGCGACCCUCCAUCAGAGCCUUCCCAGCUGGAGAGUGAGUUUCAGAGACUCCCUUCUUAUAGGAACUGGAGACUACAGAAAGCUGGUAAUGACCAGAACAACAAGGAUUUGAAUCGCAACCCCAAAGUCAUUCCAUAUGACUAUAACAGAGUCCAAAUAAAGCUGGAGGAGGAGCAGCCAAAUGAAGAAAAUGAGGAGGAUUCUGAAUAUUCCUCUGAUGAGGGUGACACUGAGGAUGCCACUAAGUACAUUAACGCCUCUUACAUUAUAGGAUUUUGGGGAACCAGGUCCGUCAUUGCAACUCAAGGACCUCUGGAGAACACAGUGUCUGACUUCUGGCAAAUGAUUUUCCAAAAAAAAGUCAAAGCCAUUGUCACACUGUCUGCACCUUCCCAGGAAAACAAGGAGGCAGCUUGCUUUCCAUACUGGGAGCAAAAGAAAGAGACACACGAAGAUCUUGAAGUGGAACUGACCAAUGAGAAGUCUUGUGGCAGCUACACUGAGCGCACAUUUCAAAUCACAUACUCCAAGAAAACAGACAAAAGGACUGUUUGCCAGUUCCAUUAUGAGCAGUGGAAGGAAGAGCUUCCUGGGAACCCAAAGGAGUUACUAAAUAUGAUUGAAAAGAUCAGAAAGGAAUUCCCAGACAAAAGAGUGGAGGAGGCAAGCAAGCACGACAAAUCUGCCUCACUUGUUGUUCACUGCAGUGAUGGAUCUAAAAAGACAGGAACUUUCUGUGCCCUAUGGAAUCUUAUGGAAAGUGCCCACAUUGAGGGAGUCAUUGAUGUUUUUCAGACUGUAAAAAAUAUACGCAAGCAGCGUCCUGGAAUGGUGUCCUCUUUGGAACAUUACCAGUUCCUGUACGACAUAAUUGCUAGUACCGUGCCAGCCCAGAAUGGUCAGAUUAAGACACCUAACCGACAGGAGGACACAGUGGAGAUUCAGAAUGAAGUAGAAGUUAAAGUUCCAGUGGUAAAAGAAAAAGAGCAGAAUGAUAUCCCUCAGGACGAUGAAAUCAAAACUAAACCGAAAGAGGAUGAAAGUACCUCCAAUGGCCCGGCAGAAGCUCCAUUCACAGAAGUGACUCUGAGAAUAGAUGAAUAAUAAGAGAAAGGAUGAGGAGGCAGGGUAUAUGUACACAGUUCACAGACCCAGGACUGUUUUAGUUUGGAAACCAACAGUACAAUUAAAGAAUGGGUGUACAGUGCUCUGUGCAUAAAGUAGUAUAUCUAAUUCAUGUACACCCCUUAACCUGGAUUAUGUGCAGUUCCGAGUAAUGUACAAAUACAUGGCUUAGACCGCACACAGUUGUUGUAUAGUGGUUUUCUGUUCUAAUGUGAUGAAUGCAUUCUCUGUAUCAUACAUCCAUGCUCUAAUAGUCUCCAAAAUGUUUUAGAAUAGUAAUGAAUAUGCUUGUAUGGCUCAAACUUACCUUUAACUUGUUUUGCUCUGUUAGCAUACCCUUACUUUGUGCAUGUCUGGCUAGGAAUCAAAUGGAUCUUUGUGCUUCAUAAAAUUUCCUUAUGCCCACUAUCAACCAACAUGGCACAGGACGCGUUUCUUUGCAUGGGUGAAGGAAAGUUAAAAGGGAUUUACACUAUGCUUAGGAAUCAGUGUACAGCACUGCCUAAAUAUAACUGUAUAGAAUAUGGGCCCAUAAUAUAUACUAUUUUACAACUUGAAAAUACAUCUGUGAAAGGGCAAUAAUAUAAUGCCACCACAAAACAGUUUUACAGAAUCAAACGUCUCAGCUUUGUGUAUAAGAGUAGUAUUCAUUACAUUUGAAUUAUAUAUUGUGUGGAGUGUUUUCUGUAUAAAUUGUGAGCCUUCACUUCACACUUUAAACAUAACUGGCUGCGGUAUUAGCACCCUUUGGCAUAUGGAAUGGCAACGUUAAUCUUCAUUCAGAAUAGUUCCAUAGGAUUCCUGUACAUAAGCAACUUAAGUUCCUUAAAAGUUUUCUUUAUAAAUUUAAGUUAUGGGUUACAUGCUUGAAAAGCAUUAUAUUUAAAAAGAUAAAUAUUUUUAUUUUUAGGGUUUAUGUUUUCUUUUGUUUCCCUUUAGGUUUUGGGACUAUAAGGGGUCAAGCUCCCCGUUGCAGUCUGAUAUUUCUGGGUCCCCGUUAGUGCAUGGAAAGGCUACUCAUACAUGAAAACACAGUUACUCUGCUUUAGUUGCAUAACGUACAAAAAAUGAAACCAUUCCUCCAAACGUAUCUAUAGCUGCCAUUUGGACCGGCCCCUGCCCGCUGCUUUGGGCACUUCUCCUUAGACAGUAAAAUGUGAAGGCAUAAUUUAUUGUGUGCUCAUAUUUAGGGGGUAAACAUGCUGAAGGUGUGUCUGUUUUUGAACCAUGGCUGCUUCUAUACUUCUGAUAUGUAUGCUUGAGAAUAUCUGUAAUUACACAAACAAAGAGUAGCUGCCUUUGUGGAUGCAUUCUUCAUUAAAGGGAAACUAUACCCCCAGAAUGAAUACUUAACCAACAGAUAGUUUAUAUCAUAUUAAGUGGCCUAUUAAAGAAUCCUAUCAAACUGGGAUAUACUGUAUAUAUGUGUGUGUUAAUAUUGCCCUUUUACAUCUUUUCCCUUGAGCUACCAUUUUGUGAUGGUCUGUUCUCUCAAAGAUCACCUGAUAGGGUAUAAUGCAGCUCUGACUGUAGCAGGAAGAAGUGUGAGAGCAAAAGGCAGAGCUAUGUCCAUUAAUUGGCUGAUGUGACCUGUUUGUGUGCCAUUGGUUUAUUUAGAUAAAGCAGGGUGUUACAUACAAGCUGUUUUAUGUUAUUAUAUUUUGUACAUAGUUGAGGGUUAUAGUUUUCCUUUUACUUUAGUACAAUGUUGGCAGCAUCUGUUUCGGACAACCACGAGGUGCUGUUACCACUGCUGUGUAUGGAGACUGCCAGUCAAGGCACGGAGUAGAUCAGGCCUUGGGUGCAUGUACAAUUACAAAUAUAGAAAGAAUGAAUGUAUGACAGCCAGUAUAAUUGCCUGUAUAUUAGACUCAGUCUUAAAUUGUAAAUAGAGGUUAUUUUAACAAUGAAAAGCAAGUGUACAUGCUGGGAGUUUAGCAGACAUUGGCGUGUGAAAGGGUGAGGUUUUCUGAUUUUGAUACGAUAUUCAUUUAUACCUUUUUGUAACCCAUUUGUCUUUUUACCUUUGAAAAAUUAAACAGCUGUGUAAAAGACGUUUUCUCUG